Anisakis simplex (herring worm) is the source of this 447-nucleotide messenger RNA. NCBI's taxonomy places the organism in Eukaryota, Metazoa, Nematoda, Chromadorea, Rhabditida, Anisakidae. The record is from the annotation of a GenBank genome assembly.
GGAAGAGAUGGCGUUUUUGGAGGGGGAGACGAUGUCUUGGGAGGAGGAGACGCUGUCUUCGGUGGAGGAGAUGGCGUCUUCGGAGGAAGAGAUGGCGUUUUCGGAGGGGGAGACGAUGUCUUGGGAAGAUUAAAUGGUGUCCUGGGAGGAGGAGACGGUGUAUUUGGAGGAGGCGACGCUGUCUUUGGUGGAGGAGACGGUGUCUUCGGAGAUGGCGACGCUGUCUUCGGAGGAGGAGAUGGCGUUUUGGGAGGGGGAGACGAUGUCUUGGGAGGAUUAAAUCGUGUCCUGGGAGGAGGAGAUGGUGUCUUCGGAAGAGGAGACGUUCUCUUCGGAGGAGAAGACGGUGACUUCGGAGGAAGAGAUGGCGUUUUUGGAGGGCGAGGCGAUGUCUUGGGAGGAUUAAAUGGUGUCCUGGGAGGAGGAGACGCUGUCUUGGGAGGAUGA